Messenger RNA from Scatophagus argus, 2093 nucleotides. It is a transcript of the gene nop56, whose product is annotated as NOP56 ribonucleoprotein homolog. Gene Ontology annotation, molecular function: snoRNA binding. Gene Ontology annotation, cellular component: small-subunit processome; box C/D methylation guide snoRNP complex. The transcript is spliced from 12 exons. The record is from RefSeq and is a predicted model, not a curated record. NCBI's taxonomy places the organism in Eukaryota, Metazoa, Chordata, Actinopteri, Scatophagidae. Bases 151 to 1881 code for a protein of 576 amino acids.
CUUCUCGCGGCCAGGUCUCGCGGUAUCAGGUCGAUAUCGCGGUAUUUGGGUCAUGUGGCAUUUCGCUGAAACGUGUGAUUGUCGUCUUUUUCCUGAGGUGAAGGAGCGGAGCGGACACGCAUUGCGUGCUGCUUCACAUAUUUACUAACCAUGGUGCUGUUGCACGUGUUGUUCGAGCAUGCGGCAGGCUACGCGUUGUUCGCCGUCAAAGAGGUGGAGGAGAUCGGCAUGCUGCUGCCUCAGGUGGAGGAGAGCGUGUUGAGCAUCGGAAAGUUCAACAGUAUGGUGAGUCUGGCCGCCUUCUUCCCAUUCAAGUCGGCACAGGCUGCUCUGGAGAACAUGAAUGCCAUUUCUGAAGGUGUGGUUCAUGCUGACCUGAAGUUGUUUCUGGAGACAAAUCUUCCUCUUUCUGCGAAGAAGAAAGCUGUGUUGGGGGUUUCUGAUGCCAAGAUCGGAGCAGCUUUACAAGAAGAAUUUAACCUUUCCAUCCAAACCGGUGGGGUGGUGGCAGAAAUAAGCAGAGGUGUGCGUCUGCACUUCCACUCCCUGGUAAAAGGUCUGACUGCCCUGGCCGCCUCCAAGGCUCAGCUGGGUCUCGGCCACAGCUACUCGAGAGCUAAAGUCAAGUUCAAUGUCAACAGAGCCGACAACAUGAUCAUCCAGUCCAUUGCUCUGUUGGAUCAGCUGGACAAAGACAUCAACACUUUCUCCAUGCGUGUGCGUGAAUGGUACGGCUACCACUUCCCAGAGCUGAUCAAGCUCGUGUCCGACAACUCGAUGUACUGCCGCCUGGCGCGGCUCAUCGGAAACAGAAAGGAGCUGUCGGAGGAGAGUCUGGAGAGCCUGGAGGAGGUGGUGAUGGACGGCGCUAAGGCCCAGGCCAUCCUGGAUGCAUCGCGCUCCUCCAUGGGUAUGGACAUCUCUCCCAUUGACCUGAUCAACAUAGAGAGAUUCUCCGAUCGUGUUGUGUCUUUGGCUUCCUAUCGGCUGGAGCUGCAAGAGUACCUGCGUUCCAGGAUGAGCCAAGUGGCUCCGAAUCUGGCAGCCUUAAUUGGAGAAGUGGUGGGAGCUCGUCUGAUCUCUCAUGCCGGCAGUCUAACCAACCUGGCCAAGUACCCGGCAUCCACCGUUCAGAUCCUGGGAGCAGAGAAGGCCCUGUUCAGAGCUCUGAAGACUCGUGGAAACACCCCCAAGUACGGGCUCAUCUUCCACUCUACCUUCAUUGGACGUGCAGCAGCCAAGAACAAAGGCCGCAUCUCCAGAUACCUGGCCAACAAGUGUACCAUCGCCUCACGCAUUGAUUGUUUCUCUGAGCUGCCCACAAGUGUGUUCGGUGACAAGUUGCGCGAACAAGUGGAGGAGCGUCUGUCUUUCUACGAGACUGGCAAUGUCCCUCGGAAGAAUGUGGAUGUCAUGAAAGAGGCUGUGAGAGAGGCUACUGAUGUUGCAGCUGAAAUCAAGCGGAAACUAGAUAAGAAGGAAAAGAAGCGCAAGAAGCGGGAGAAGAAGUUGCAAGAACUCGACGCAAACGGCGAAGCCAACGGCGAAGCGGAGUUGGAGAACGGAGAAGCAGACACCACUGUAGUGAAGAAGAAAAAGAAGAAGCAAGCAGCAGAGGAGAUGGAGGUCGAAGCAGAGGAGACUCCUGCUGCAGCGAAUGGACAAGAGGAAACCCCAGGGAAGAAGAAAAAGAAGCGAAAAGCUGAGGAUGCCCAGGAAGACGAAGCCGCUGCUACCGAUAAUGGAGCGGAGGACACUCCAGCCAAGAAGAAAAAGAAAAAAAAGACUGAGGCUGCAGAUACAGAGGUAGCAGAAGAGAUCCCAGAAACACCCGUGACUGAGAAGAAAAAGAAAAAGAAGAAAAAAGAGGCUGCAGAGUGAAGCAAGCUGUCAAAGACUCAACCUUUAUUUUUAUGUACAGUUUAUUUUUAUUCAUUUUACUCUUGAUCUGAAUCUAGUUCAUUUAAGCAGCUUUACAUUUGUCAUUUUUUUGCCAUGCUCAAAGCAGGUUAGACUGCAAAGAAAUGUUUAACUGUGCCUUGAAGUCAAUAUUUUCCUUGUACUUAUGUAAAUAAAUUGUUUAUCAGUUAAAA